This is a messenger RNA of Ostertagia ostertagi, 813 nucleotides long. NCBI's taxonomy places the organism in Eukaryota, Metazoa, Nematoda, Chromadorea, Rhabditida, Trichostrongylidae. The record is from the annotation of a GenBank genome assembly.
AUGGCAGUCAAGAAAUUCUUAUUCGAGGAGGAGCUUGAAGCGUAUCGCAAGUUGAGGAACCAAAGCAAGGCUUCCAAAUUGCUCGAAGCGGUUUUCCAAGGAAUCACUCUACGACAUUACAUCUUUCCUAGCCUUGGUGAGAAAGUGUUCUUCGAAUUCUUACUGCAGAACAGCUACUCAGAACCGGUGAAUUGCGUUGUGGAAAUGGACGAGCCCGGCUUGAGCAUAGUAACCGAUAUGGAUGAAUGGAGUUUCUAUAAACGUGCAAACUCGCUCGGCACACCAAUUGAGAAGAAUCUGGUACUGCAAAAUGGUGGACGAUCGGAAAUCUUUCUGAAACCGAUGGAAGCCGUCUAUGUGCCAUUCCUCUAUGAUGACCUAAAGGCAACAAAACAACCCGAUGGCCAAGUUAUUUCAAAUAAACUGACUGAAUGUUGUACUACUAUCUAUUGUAUGAGCUUGAGCACUUGUCCUUUGAGGUUCUAUUUCGUCCGAUGGGAUAACAGGUCAGCGAUUUCAAUACUGGAUUUACGCGUUGAACAUCGUCCGUAUGCUCUGAAUGAGACCUAUCGAUUCUUCAAUGAAGCCGCUUCCAAUUGCGAACGGUUGAUCAAAAUUCAAGGAAUCCAGAAUGAUCGUCGCAUUGGCAGCGUACGCUGUAUGGACCCGAGCACAAAGGUGUUCCUACAGAAUCGAGGUGUUGAACAAGAACUAGCUAUUACGGCAUUUGCCGGAGAACCACUUUACGAUUCGAACUCUCUAGUGCUCGCUUUAUGGCGAUUCGCUCCGGCCCCGGUAGCGAAGAAGACCUGA